AUGCCACCAAUCUUAGACCAACAACCAUCACACUCGAUGACUCCAAAGGAAUAUAUCAGUUCCAUUGAAUCAUCUGGAAUGCCAAAAAUUGGAUAUAUUAUGGAUAAACAUAGAGCCUCAACUGUUGACUAUGUAAUUGAAAAUGAUCCCCCAAAGUUAGUUUCAAAACCAAGAUCGAAAUCUUUACCAAAGAAUAAUCCAUGUCAAAAUUGUAAAAGACAUUGUUCAAACGAAACCCCAUGUGACAGAUGUGGAAAAGGUACAUAUUGUUCGAAUGAAUGCCAAUACGCUCACUGGAGCUUCCACAAGAAAAAUUGUAGAGAUUUAGGAAUGGUCAUCAAAUUAAAGAGAAAAUCACUUUAA
This is a messenger RNA of Heterostelium album PN500, 363 nucleotides long. Its product is annotated as zinc finger MYND domain-containing protein. The transcript has 2 exons. Bases 1 to 363 code for a protein of 120 amino acids. Lineage: Eukaryota; Evosea; Eumycetozoa; Acytosteliales; Acytosteliaceae. The record is from RefSeq and is a predicted model, not a curated record.